AUGGCUCCUCCGCCACCGACCAAGUUGGUUCGGCGCCAUACGACAGAGGGACGCCUGCUCCUCGUCUCCAACCGUCUCCCCAUCACCAUCAAACGCUCAGAUGAAGGGAAAUUCGACUUCUCCAUGUCCUCGGGAGGCCUUGUCAGUGGACUGAGUGGUCUAUCAAAAUCCACCACAUUCCAGUGGUAUGGCUGGCCUGGCUUGGAGAUUCCCGAGAAUGAGAUUGGCACCUUGAAGCAGCAGCUCAAGGCCGAGCACAACGCAGUUCCAGUGAUGCUCGACGACGACCUGGCCGACCGUCAUUACAACGGCUUCUCAAACUCCAUCCUUUGGCCCCUCUUCCACUAUCACCCCGGAGAGAUUACCUUCGACGAGUCCGCCUGGAACGCCUACACCGAAGCAAAUCGCCUGUUCGCGAAGGCUAUUGCGAAAGAUGUACAGGACAACGAUAUGGUCUGGGUCCAUGACUACCAUCUGAUGCUCCUACCUGCGAUGCUUCGCGAGGAAAUCGGCAAUACAAAGAAGAAUGUGAAGCUGGGCUUCUUCCUACACACACCGUUCCCUAGCUCCGAAAUUUACCGCAUUCUUCCCGUGCGCAACGAGAUCCUCCUCGGUGUCCUACACUGCGAUUUGAUCGGCUUCCACACCUACGAUUACGCCCGCCACUUCCUGAGCAGCUGCUCCCGUAUCUUGGGCCUUGCGACAACGCCCAACGGCGUAGAAUUCCAGGGCAAGCUGAUUACCGUCGGCGCAUUUCCUAUCGGAAUCGAUCCCGAGAAGUUCGACGAAGGGCUGAAGAAGCCCAAGGUCCAGGAGCGCAUCGCAGCGCUCGAGAAGAAAUUUGAGGGUGUGAAGCUCAUCGUUGGAGUUGAUCGCUUGGAUUAUAUCAAGGGUGUUCCCCAGAAACUCCACGCAUUGGAGGUGUUUCUGACGGAGCAUCCUGAGUGGAUUGGCAAGGUCGUUCUCGUCCAAGUCGCUGUUCCCAGCCGACAAGACGUCGAGGAGUACCAGAAUCUUCGCGCUGUCGUCAACGAACUUGUCGGUCGUAUCAACGGCAAAUUUGGCACCAUUGAGUUCAUGCCUAUCCACUUCAUGCACAAGUCGGUUUCCUUCGACGAGCUGAUUGCGCUGUACUCUGUCUCAGACGCUUGUCUCGUUUCCUCAACGCGCGACGGCAUGAACCUUGUGUCAUACGAGUACAUCGCGACUCAGGAGAAGCGCCACGGCGUCAUGAUCCUUUCCGAAUUUACCGGCGCUGCCCAGAGCUUGAACGGCAGCUUGAUCGUCAACCCCUGGAAUACCGAGGAGCUGGCUGAUUCGAUUCAUGAUGCGGUCACCAUGGGCGAUGAACAGCGGGCGCAGAACUACGAGAAGCUUUCUAGGUACAUCCGCAAGUACACCAGUGCAUGGUGGGGACAAUCUUUCGUCCAGGAGCUCACCAGGAUAUCCGAGCAAGCCGACAGGAAAGUCAAGUUUGCACCCCGAGCUGAGGGACAGGCGUCAUUCCAGCCCAAGCCCACCAAUAAUGAGGGCAAUGCAACUAAGACCAAUGCCGAAGCUACCAAUCAGCAGGCAGCCGCUCCGACAGAGGACGGUGGUGUCCCUGCACCUCAGCAGGAAAAAGAUGAAGACCUGGUAAUCAACCCUUCUUAG
Didymosphaeria variabile is the source of this 1653-nucleotide messenger RNA. RefSeq names its product Trehalose-6-P synthase/phosphatase complex synthase subunit (gene TPS1). The coding region runs from base 1 to 1653 and encodes 550 amino acids. Gene Ontology annotation, biological process: cellular response to heat; trehalose biosynthetic process. The record is from RefSeq and is a predicted model, not a curated record. The transcript has 4 exons. Gene Ontology annotation, cellular component: alpha,alpha-trehalose-phosphate synthase complex (UDP-forming); cytosol. NCBI's taxonomy places the organism in Eukaryota, Fungi, Ascomycota, Dothideomycetes, Pleosporales, Didymosphaeriaceae. Gene Ontology annotation, molecular function: alpha,alpha-trehalose-phosphate synthase (UDP-forming) activity.